Molecule: messenger RNA, 674 nt
Organism: Westerdykella ornata
Lineage: Eukaryota; Fungi; Ascomycota; Dothideomycetes; Pleosporales; Sporormiaceae
Exons: 1
Coding region: 156-500 (114 amino acids)
Source: RefSeq, a predicted model, not a curated record
CCAUCCAGCGUAGAUGGGAACUACGAUGUCAGACCUUUUGUGCCUUGCAUGCCUCUGUGGGAUCAAAGGAUAUCCGCGCCAUUCGACCUCCAGCAUCCGACUGUGUACUAACUGUUUCUGUCACCCUUGCAGCAGCCUCAUAAUUCCGCUAAUUGAUGCACAAAGACGGAAGCGUAAGUAGGUGCCUCUACUGCUUGUCAACUGCUCUGUCAACCUGGCUCUACUCUCCAUGGACCUCUCCGUCAUUCGGUCACAACUCUUUGCAAACUGUUGUCGACAGGCCCGCUCUCUCUGUCGACCUUUUCUGUCAAUUUGCCUUCCCUCACUGUCAGCUUUCAAGCCCAUCCAUGCAUGCUUCAUCUAUUGUACCAUGUCAUUCUGUUUUAUGCCAGCUUCGUCUUCAACCUCAGUCCUGUCAAUGUUUCACCGUUCGUCUUCGUCUAUUGUACCAUGUCGUUCUGUUUUAUGCCAGCUUCUUCCUCAAUCUCAUCCCCUGUUAAUGUUUUCACUGUUCGUCUGUCACUUCUUUCACUUGUUCUAAUAUAUGGCCUUUUUGGGUGCCACACUCACGCUGUGCUUCUCCUACGGUGCUCAGUGUGUUCUUAGUGUAAGCGAAUAUAUAUCAUAGCGCUCUGCCAACUUCAAAAGGUCAUCGACCACAAUGUGAUGUCCAC